ACAGCCAAACUUGCCAGGGUCACACACCCGAUAUAUUAUACAUUAUCCAGCCUAUAAACAGCUGAAUGUGUUCUGCUUCUAAUGUUGUACACGGGCAUCUUCAUGUAAUAUUAUUAUUACUAUUGUGUGAGUGCUAUCAUCGUGGUUAUCAACUGUGACAGUCAGAUGUGGAGAGGCUCGCUCAGUGCUGGCGGGGUGGCUCUGGUGGCAGGUGGUGGUGGUAGUGAUGGUGGUGAUGAAAAUGGUGAUGGUGCUGCUGGUGGUGGUGGUGUUGGGAGUGGUGAUUCUCCCGCAUCAGGUCCAGGCUAGGAUUGGAACGUUUUGGCAAGUGACGGACUUUCACUAUGACGUCAACUACACGACGACUGGCUCCAGCAGUAGCAUGUGCUGGGACAAGGCUAAGGUGGACCUGGGCCUCGGGGCGGACGGCAGCCUUCCGGGCAAGUUCGGGGACUACGAGUGCGACGCGCCCCUCGAACUGGUCAAGAGCGCCAUCAAUGCCAUGGUGGAACGCCAACCCCGCCCGGACUUCGUGCUCUGGACGGGGGACGACACUGCUCACGUCUCAGACCAGUACUUCAGCACAGAUAAAGUGGUGAAGAUCAUCAAGGACCUGACAGCUAUGCUCAACCAGUCCUUCCCUCACACGCCCUUUUACCCCGUCCUUGGUAACCACGACUACUAUCCCAAGAACCAGUUUCCGGUGGGCACGAGUGAGCUACAGACACGGGUGGCCGACAUGUGGAGGCCGUGGCUGAAAAACGACUCGUACCAGUCCUUCAAGAACGGUGGGCGGUACUGGGCGGACGUGGGCGGCACGAACGUCACCAUAGUGGCCCUCAACACCCUCAUCUGGUACAAGAGCAACAAUAAUACCGGAAACUACAACGAUCCUGAUGGGCAGUUCGCCUGGGCUGACAGACUCCUCAAGAACCUGACAGCCAGGGGACGUAGGGUGUACCUUAUUGGCCAUAUUCCACCGGGUACGUUUGAGAGGUACCAGACGACCAAGGAAGGUUUUCACUGGUAUUAUCCGCUCUACAACGAUAAAUUUAUCCAGAUGAUCCAGAGACACUCGGGGGUAAUUGAGGCACAGUUCUUCGCCCACCACCACACAGACUCCUUCAGGUUGUUCUUCAGGGACCAGCAGCCCCAUGACCCAGGGACGCCCGUGGCUUACCAGCUGCUGGCCCCCGGGGUCACGCCCUGGAGGUCCUCCCUCUCCAAGGAGACCGGCGCCAACAACCCGGGUCUCAGACUGGUCUAUUACGACACCAACACCGGCAAGAUAAAGGAGGUGUCGACGUACUACCUGGACCUGGGUAAGGCCAACGCCCAGGGCAAGGCGGUGUGGCAGCUGGAGUAUAACUUCACCUCCUCCUACAACCUCGCCUCCAUCACCCCGGCCUCCCUCUACGACCUGGCCACCAAGCUCAAGACGAACCAGGUGCUGUUUGAUCGCUACUACCGGGCCAACACUGUCAGCCUGGAGGACUCUUCCGCCUGCUCCAGCGACUGUCGCCUGAUCCACUGGUGCGCCAUCACCGAGGCCAACUACACCCGCUUCAGCGACUGCCACACCAGCGGUGCCUCCUCCAGACGCUGGAGCGCCCCCGGCACCCGCGGGAACAUUUUAGCCUGGGCGGUGUUGUUGCUGGUGCUCUCUGUGUGUCGUUAAUACUGUGACCAGCGGGGAAGUGGGGCGGCGACCCCAGGUACGCUGGGACUACGACCCCAGGUACGCUGGGACUACGACCCCAGGUACGCUGGGACUACGACCCCAGGUACGCUGGGACUACGACCCCAGGUACGAUGGGACUACGACCCCAGGUGCAAUGGGACUAUCAACAAGGGUACACAUUGAGAAAGCGAACUCGUCCUCAGACUAUGACUGUCCCACGGCAAUUUUCUCUAUAAUUCACCUUCACGUGAAAUAUAUACUUUUUGAAUAGUUAAGUCUAGGAUAAGUUAGGUAUUUUGGUUCUGUUAGCAAUUAUUUAAAUUUUAAUACUUGGGUGAAGCCUUUAGAUGGGCGAUUCGAACAGAGGAAGAGCGGGGAGCACUCCGCCAUCACGAACAAAGAUUCCCUUAGGUUAUGAACAGCUAUGGUCUAGGCUCAUGGUCAGAGAUACAUUAGAGUAAUGAACAACUAUACACCAAAGUUACAACCAUUUUUACACUUGGGCUACAAACUACCGUACAUGGGAACAUGAACAGCGGUGAUUGGGAGGGGGCUGAAAGGCAGGUAUACUGGAUCAACGAACAGUUCUACACUGAUGAUAUAGAAGUCACCGUGUAACAACGCAUCAGUAUUACCCAUAUAUUGGUUACGUGGAUCAGUAGUUCGCAAUAUUCCUGCAUCGUGUAUACAGUAGAUAAUUGAACAAUGGCUCUUUAUUUGAUGUUUGUAAAUAAUAUAUAAUGUCCAUAUCAGACAAGCAUUUGAAUCGUUAUUUUAUUUUAGCUUUUUGAAGUAUAUUAUAUCCACAUUAAA
Molecule: messenger RNA, 2494 nt
Organism: Procambarus clarkii (red swamp crayfish)
Lineage: Eukaryota; Metazoa; Arthropoda; Malacostraca; Decapoda; Cambaridae
Product: acid sphingomyelinase-like phosphodiesterase 3b
Biological process (GO): sphingomyelin catabolic process
Molecular function (GO): sphingomyelin phosphodiesterase activity
Source: RefSeq, a predicted model, not a curated record